Molecule: messenger RNA, 1185 nt
Organism: Microplitis mediator
Lineage: Eukaryota; Metazoa; Arthropoda; Insecta; Hymenoptera; Braconidae
Exons: 2
Coding region: 88-429 (113 amino acids)
Source: RefSeq, a predicted model, not a curated record
UUUCAUUAUAUUUUAACUCUGCAAUAAGUCAAUUUAAUACAUAAUCACGUUCUUUUUUAAUUGAAAAUUUAAAAAGAAAAAAAAAAUAUGAAUAUCCAAAUUUUUGGAAUAGCUAUAAUUUUAGCUUUUUAUACCACGAUUCCAAUUGAUGGUCAAUCGGUCAGUGACAUUUUAAAAUAUGAAUGUUCACCAUCUUCUGUUAAAAUAAAUUUUAAACCGCGAUCACCACAGCAUGAAGUGACACUUUCAACAGACUAUCGAAUUCCAGAGUGUGUUAAAAAAUUUAAUGCUGGCGAAUCAGCAGUAAUGGAAUUAAAUUUUGAAAAAUGUACAUCAGGGGCAAAAACUUUUCAUUUGAAUAUCAAUGAAUAUAAAGAAGGGGAAAUGGAUCCUUCAUUAUACAGCUUAGAAGUUAAGUGUUUAAAUUAAUAAUACAAAAGAAAAGAAAGAAUUAAUCAAUGUGGAAAUAAUUAACAUGAAUAUUUUAAUUGGUUUAAUCAUUGUCAAAUUUAUUAAACACAAUCGAGUUGCAUUUUUUAAAAUUUGGAAUCACAUAAUCGUUAAAUGAAAAUUUUUUUAAUUAUGUGAGGAAUUUUUUCUCAAAAACAAAAACACAUUAAUUACUCAAAACUAGUAGAGAUUUGGAGGAAUAAAAAUUUUGGAUUAUAUAAAAUGAUGAAAAAAUUAUAAAUUAAAAAUAUAACGAAUUAUUCCAAUUAAUUCAAUUAACUAACAUUCAUUCAUUGAUUUUCUCUAAUUAUUUGUAGAUAAUGAACUGUCUUGGUGUCGGUAAAAAUUUGUAAUGGAAAAAUGAAUAAAUUUUGCUUCUUGUUUGUUAAAAAUUACUUUUUUUCAUAGUUAAUUUAAUAGUCAACAUAAGUCCCAAUUUAAGCGCAGUCCCAUUCAAAUUUUACUCUGAAGUUAAUGGUGAAGUCUUUGGGACCCCUAGUAAGUGGUUUAGAUUAAACGACUAGUAGUAUAAUUUUUAAUUCGAAUAAUAAUUUUCUGCACAAAUGAAUCAUAGUGUUGUGAUAAAAAAAAUCAAUUUUUGUUUUAUGUACUGUCAUAAAAUCGUAUUACAAACAUCAUUAAUGCGUAUCCCAGCAAAAGAUACUUUAUAAAAAAUAAACAUCGAUCAAAUAAAAACAAAUUUUCUAAGCCUUUAUGUUUCCCAAUAUCUAUCCU